AUGGCGAAGCCACAUGACCGAUGGCAACACAUCCAGUCUUUCGCCAUGGAGUCCUCCCGACUCAUGGAAUUGCAGGUGUCGCUCCUACAAGCCUACCUGGGCCAGCAAGUGGCCUGGGACCGGGGGCUCGAGGAUGCCACCAAAAGCGUGGAGGAGGCAGUGGAGCAGGUGUGUGAGACUAUCCACGGCCUCCAGCUGCGAUUGGCAUCGGAGUCCUUCAAGAGUGAAGUACCGACCGAAGUGGUGUCGCGAGUACCAGAGCUGGAGGAUUCCAACCUGGAUGACAAAGAGGAUGUCAGUUUGGGCCAGCCCAUCGAGUCUCUCGCGCUCGGCGACUUCGGCUACGGCUUGGCGACAUCGGAGCUAGGACGGGCCGAUGAGCCUCCGGCAGACAGACGGCCGAGCGGAAUGCAGGAGAGCAUUGCGAGCGUGGCUGACAGCUUGCAGAGCAUCGAGAGCGACCCGUGGGGUGCUUCUGCCGUCUGCCCCUAUGGUGUGCUGAACCCCCACUGGGGACUCAAGCUUGGCUGGGACUUUAUUGUGAUGUUCUUGGUUCUGAUGGAUGCCACCGUUUUGCCAUUUCAGCUCACCUUCAAGGGAAACAUGGAUGAAGAUUCCUUUGACAUUGCCUGGCUAUGGAUCACCACCCUGAUUUUUGGCAUUGACGUUGUCGCCUCAUUCAACACCGCAAUUGAAGCCACAGAGAAGGACUUGAACGUGCCGCCAGGCAAGCUCAUCACGAGCCGGGCCGUCAUCGCGAAGAAGUACUUGCGAGGCUGGUUUGCCAUAGAUUUUGGAAGCACCGUUCCCUGGUCGCAGAUCGCAGAGGCCAUCACCGCAGGAGACGGCUCCACACAGCUCACAAGAUUGACGAAGGUCGUCAAGUUCGUGCGCCUGUUGAGGCUGAUGCGCAUGCUCCGCUUGGCCAAGCUGGGCGCAAUUUGGGAGCGGAUCGAGGCCCGCAUCGGAUCAAUUUUCUUCGUUCAGUGCGUGGCACUGAUCCGCGUCCUUCUGGUCGUGAUUGGCAUUUGCCACUGGAACGCCUGCAUCUUCUGGCUGGUGGGUCUCGAUCGUAACUUGUUUACAGAGCUCAUGAGCGACGAGGCGUUGGCUGAGUACACCGCAGGGCCACACUGGACGACCGUUUGGCGGAUGACGGAGGCUCAGGCCGACGCUUGGCGAUGGGUUGACCGACCCAUGCCGGAGAAAUACGUGUUCUGCUUCUAUUGGACCCUGGGUGUCAUGCGGACCAUGCCCGCCGAAGUGACUCCAGUCAACCUGCCGGAGCGACUCUUCGUUUUGGUCUUCAUGUUCUUCGCCCUUUCAGCUUUUGCCAUCUGCGUAUCGCUCAUCACGCAGGCUUUCUUCAAGAUCUGGGAUCGACGUAGGGUGUUCAACGAGGAGCUAGCUGCGGUCCGUAUGCACCUUCAGAAGACGCAAGUGGAGGAAGCCACCCAGUUGAAGGUGAAAGCGUAUUUACGGUACAUCUUCGAUCGCCGUCGCAUUCAUGCAAAGGAAGCAGCCUUGAUGAACUUCCUCCCUGAUCCGCUCAAGAGCCAAAUAAGGCGAUCUCAGGUGCGGAUGUACUUGGAGAGGAUACCCUUGAUGCGAGAGCUGGAGAGGGAUAGCGUCGAGAAGAUCACCGACGCAGCAGAGACUUUUGACCUCAUGCAAGGGGAUGCGGUCUCCACCGCAGGGACCGUGGCGGACGCGGCUUGGGUGCUGGUGUCCGGGCGCCUCCGGGUCACGAAGCGCGUGGUGGGGCCGACGGAGAGCGUGCUUACCAAUGCCAGCAUCGUUUCGCCGUUGGUUGUGGACGAGCAUUGUCUUGAAGAAGAAGGUCCUGUGCUUUCCAGGUGCACAACCUUGGCUGCUGAAAGUUCUGAGCUCAUUCGGAUUGGCAAACAACACUUUUUCCAGUCCAUCUCCGUCAACCGAAGGAAGAGCCUGAACCUCCGCGGCGCGGCUCUCUACCACGUAAACCAUCACCAGUCGAUGGGAAGCGCGGAACAAGUCUCGACGCCAUCGGGAAGAGCCAGACGCGGGUCUACCAUGACGGUCUCACACGCCGUUCAUGCAACGGCGGCUGUCAUCUCCUCCUCAUGA
Molecule: messenger RNA, 2106 nt
Organism: Symbiodinium sp. CCMP2592
Lineage: Eukaryota; Dinophyceae; Suessiales; Symbiodiniaceae
Source: the annotation of a GenBank genome assembly